Molecule: messenger RNA, 2297 nt
Organism: Syngnathoides biaculeatus (alligator pipefish)
Lineage: Eukaryota; Metazoa; Chordata; Actinopteri; Syngnathiformes; Syngnathidae
Gene: cuedc1b
Product: CUE domain containing 1b
Exons: 11
Coding region: 621-1985 (454 amino acids)
Molecular function (GO): ubiquitin binding
Source: RefSeq, a predicted model, not a curated record
ACUUAAUUCAUUUUUCCAUUUCAUUCAUUUUGGAGGUGGUUUAAUAACCCAAGUCUUUAUUAAGAACCACUGCUUUAGUCUAAAGACAAUUUUGUGUGCUGGGAAAAAUGAACGGAAAAUAGAAUAACUAAGACUAGUAACAUCUCGGUAUUCCCAAAUAAGAAUGUUAAAGUAGAUGUGCUGCAAAUGCAUUGAAAAUUCGUACUUUUGCACGUUUCACUAAUGUUAGCACUUCGGCCACCGGUUAGACGGACACAUCCGGUUGCAAGCUAAAAUAGCUUAAUGCUAAAAGUGCACGACAGAAAAACGCAUUUCCCGUUCCAGUGCAUGAAUGAUACGGUCCACCGUCCCGCUAAGCAGCUGCCUCUUCAGACUCUGCUACACUGGAUCCUUGGUUUCAGCUGGUCCUAAAAUCUAGAACAAGCUCUGCAUGCGCUCCUCAAACACCUUGGUAAAUGCAACUGAAUACAACUGUAUCCACUAGGGAUGUCUAAUCACAGAGAAUGAAUUACUAUGGUCAUCAUAGGAUGAGAAACUGAUGAAAAAAGAGGGAACCUGAGGAAAGCUGAACGAACACUCACAAGGGGUCAUCCUCGCAAUAGUUUGGCAAGAACUUGAGGAUGACCAGCCUUUUCCGGCGAAGCAGUAGUCAUGGAGGAUCUAGAAGCAGUGGUGGGAGUGAUGGACCGAGCGAGCUAAACAACAGCAGACCCACACGCAAGGUCCGCCGUCUGGAGUUCAAUCAGGCAAUGGAGGACUUCAAGGUCAUGUUCCCCACAAUGGACUAUGAGGUCAUUGAGUGUGUGCUACGUUCAAAUAACGGAGCUGUGGAUGCCACCAUCGACCAGCUUCUACAGAUGAGUAUUGAUGGACAGACCUCAGAAGAAAGCUCAGACUCUGAUGACAGCAUCCCACCAGUGAUUCUGGAGAGGACGCUUGAACCCGACAGUUCAGAUGAGGAACCACCACCAAUCUACUCACCACCAACGUAUGAGAUGCACAUUUUUGACAGAAAAUACCCAGGAGCCCCACCAACACCCCCCCCAAGAAAAUCCCUGUUUCCUUUCCCUGUAGGUUUCCUUUUUCGAUUUAAUUACAUUUUCUAUGAAAUUCGACUUCCUGCUGUUUUUCUAUUUGACACCCAGCCAUCUUCAGGUCCCAAGCAGGUCAAAAGCUUGCGUAAUUGGAACCCCCCAUUGUUGGGGAAUCUCCCAGACAAUUUCCUGAGGAUCCUGCCUCAACAAUUAGAACAUAUAAAGAGUACACAGGUCAAUUUCUCCAACCUUGGAUCAUCACUAUCCUCAUCUUCCGUCUCCUUGAGUCACUGGACAGCCCAGUCAAGUUCUCAAUCUAGAGAUGUACACACCACUGGUAGUCCAGUUCUAAUGGCAAGAGCUACAGAACAAGACAAGAAACUGAAGCAGUACUUGGAAGAUGAGCGCAUUGCCCUUUUUCUACAGAAUGAGGAGUUCAUGAGAGAGCUCCAGCGAAAUCGGGAGUUUCUCAUUUCCUUAGAGAGAGAUCGCUUGAAGUAUGAAUCAAAGAAAUCAAAGUACACUCAUUCAUCUAGCUUGGCGAAUUGCACAGAAUCAUUUUCUGUACCUUCAUCUGAGACUGUGUCAGAAGAUGCACUGUUCAGAGACAAACUCAAGCAUAUGGGCAAAUCCACAAGAAAGAAGCUGCUUGAAAUUGCCAGAACUUUCUCAGAAAAGACAAAGAGGAAAAAGUCAAAAAGGAGAACACUUCUAAAGCAUCAUUCAUUGGGUACUGCUCAUUCCACAGCCAAUCUCCUCGAUGAUGUGGAAGAAAAGUCCUGUGAAUGGCCAGGUCAGAGAAGUCCAUAUUCAAGGAGGCUGACUGUUCCCAUGGUGCUGUGUCCCAUUAUAUCGAUGGAAACUCUAGUGGAAGGACAAAAUGAGAUGAUUCACCAGCAAAAAAAGAUGGCUAGUGGGAGAUUAUCAAACAGAGAACCUUUAAUAAUCUAGCAGAGAUCCAGAAAGAGUGGAAUGAGGGGAGAGUCACAGCUUCAAAAAACAAUUAAGAUAGACUUGGGAGAUGGACUAUAAGACUAGGAUUCCUUACGAUAAGCCACUUCUGAGCCUGAGACAGCGUAUCCUGGUUGAAAACUCUUAUUUUUUCUCAUGCAUAUAUAUCCACUUUUUGAUCAUAUUACUUGCACUGUAUGCGGUUUUGUCUUUUUUAAUAUUGUUUAUUUUUAUUGUUUUUAUCCUGUUUAAAAUGGUUUAUCUCUUUGUUUUCAAAUGCCUUUAAUCAUGUAAAGCACAUUGAGUUACCUC